Molecule: messenger RNA, 636 nt
Organism: Juglans microcarpa x Juglans regia
Lineage: Eukaryota; Viridiplantae; Streptophyta; Magnoliopsida; Fagales; Juglandaceae
Exons: 1
Coding region: 1-636 (211 amino acids)
Source: RefSeq, a predicted model, not a curated record
AUGGCCGUUGUUCCUGCACAAUCCUCUUCCUCUGAAACAUCCAUCAUCACAAUAAACCUAGCCACCACUAUUAAUGAAAAACUUACCCCUGCCACAUUUCCCCAAUGGAGAGCUCAAUUUGAGGCACUGCUCAUAGGUUACUACCUUAUUGAUUUUGUCACCAGAAAACAUCAAUGUCCAGCCAUUGAUGCAACAAAUUCUACCACCUCCCAAGCCGCGUACUCCCACUGGGUUCGCCAAAAUAAACUUCUCCUCCAUGCCAUUCUUGCUUCCACCUCCAUGACAAUCACCCCACUUCUUACCUCUUGCAAAACGUCUCAACAGGCUUGGUCUGCUCUUACUCGGCUUUAUGCGGGCAAAUCUCGAACAUGUGCAAUGCAACUCAAGGAGGAUUUAACUUUAAGCACCAGUGGCAGUAGAUUUGUCACUAAAUUUCUCCAAAGCAUAAAAAUGAUUGCUGAUGAACUCGCAAUCAUAGAUCAUCCUGUUUCGGAUGAUGAUCUCACACUCUAUAUUUUAAAUGGCCUUGGACCCGAAUUCCGUGAGAUUACAGCACCCAUCCGUGCUCGGGAAACCUCAAUGAAAUUUGGGGAACUUCAUAACUUGCUAGUUGGUCAUGAAAAUUACAUCCGCUGA